This is a messenger RNA of Plasmodium yoelii, 948 nucleotides long. Its product is annotated as PIR protein. The coding region runs from base 1 to 948 and encodes 315 amino acids. The record is from RefSeq and is a predicted model, not a curated record. Lineage: Eukaryota; Apicomplexa; Aconoidasida; Haemosporida; Plasmodiidae. The transcript is spliced from 3 exons.
AUGGAUUAUCGCCUGUGUGGAAGGUUUAAUACAUUAAGGGCAUUUUAUCCCGAUGAAUUAGACAAAUCUCCAAGUAUAAAAUUUCAUAAUAAUGGGAAAAUUAAGAAUUACUGCCCUAUUGAAGAUUCAGGAAAUCAAGAAUGUAAGACUGAUCUCGAUAAAAUUAAGGCUGUAUUUUUAUGGUUAUUUGAACAAAAUAUUAUUAGUAGGAUUAGUAAUUUAAGUGAAGAUCAGCCUAAAGUGUUUAUUACAUACAUUAUUAUAUGGUUAAAUUAUAUAUUAAGACUAAAGAAUGUUAACGAUUUUAAGAAUAUAAGUGAAAUUUAUGAAGCGAAUAUAAAGAAUAAUACAGAUUAUAUUAAUCAUGACACAUGUGCUAAAGAUUGUAAUAUUAUAUUAAAAGAAAAAACGGAAUAUACUGAUUUUAAGGAGCUCAUAGAAAAAAACGAAUGUUUGAUGAAUAUUAGUAUUAAUGAUAUAUCUAAAUUUUAUGAUGCAUUUAAAAUUUUAUGUAAUAUGUAUAUUGAUUAUAAUGGAAAUAGUUCAAAUUGUGAAAAAUGUUCGGAAAAUGCUAUUCAAUUUGUUAAAAAAUAUAAUGACCUUAAUAAAGAUUCUGGUAUUACUGAAGAUAGUCCAUAUUAUCAAGCAUUGUCUACUUUAUCAACUGAUUAUAAUAAUUUAAAAGAUAAAUGUAACGAUAUAUCACCAUUCCCAUCGAUAGAAACAAUAAAAAUUCAUGUAAAAGGUUCUGAACAAAAAAUUGAACAAACUCCUGCACCAAAUUCUGAAGCUACAGCACAAAGUCCAUCGAUAGGAAACAAGUUAUUUAUAGUUUUAUCGAUAUUUGCUGCAAUACCAUUUUUUUUGGGAAUUGCUUAUAAGUAUUCGUUAUUUGGAUUUCGUAAACGAACCCAAAAACACCAUUUAAGAGAAAAUUUAAAAAAAUAA